Stereum hirsutum FP-91666 SS1 is the source of this 1646-nucleotide messenger RNA. RefSeq lists its product as uncharacterized. The transcript has 7 exons. The coding region runs from base 92 to 1510 and encodes 472 amino acids. Lineage: Eukaryota; Fungi; Basidiomycota; Agaricomycetes; Russulales; Stereaceae. The record is from RefSeq and is a predicted model, not a curated record.
ACGAAAGCGCGCUCGUGUUGAAGUUCGUUGAGUUCUUCGAACCGAACUCCCACAAAGGGCAGACGUGUUCGCAUCCUUGGCCGUAUGCGACAUGCCUGGGUCCUCUCCACAAUCCGACGUUGAGUGGGCGAAGCAGGAGCUAUCGGGCGCCGCGAGCUCGUUGCUCCUUGUUCAAGAACGACUGACGCAGGCUGUGCGGACACUUGAACAGGAGAACGAUAGUCUACGUGCGCAGCUCGCGGAUAGGUCUUGGACGUCGCGUCGCGUUUCGGUCCUGAUCGAGGAGAAUGAGCGACUGGUGCAGCAGCUGGGGACUGCGAUUGCGGCAAAAGCUGUGAUGGAACAGGAGAGGGACGAUGCCUUGUCGAAAUUGGCUAAUACUCGCAAGGUUAUACGGGAUCUUCUCGGUGAGCAAAAGCAGGGAGGUGCCACACGGGAAGACCCCCUUGAGGACUGGGAACAUGUAUCUGCGAAUAAGCCUGACAGUCCCUUGGGUCACACUUUAUCUCGUCCUCUGUCUUUCUCCGCUUUAUCAUCCACGUCCCAACCACCCAACAGCGACGCGACGAUACGCUUCCCAGGCCUUGGUCAUCGUCAUUCAUCCACAAAUCUUAACACGAGCGCCAGGCCUUCAUCAACGCUUCAUGCCGUGCCGGAGGGAGAUACCCCUUCACCUUUAGGCGAACCCUUCCAGCUUCGAAUGCCUUCUGCUCCACCAACAUCCAGGGGCACCAGGAGACGAGUGCUCAGCGCAGAUGGUAGGCCACAUCUGCAUCGGCCAUCGCCGACUACGUCGCCUGGGACCAUAGGCAGUACGCGUCGUCAUCUUACAGCAGGUGGGGUGGCGAGCGUGGAGGCCAGUCCCGGUAGUGAGGCCGGGUGGUCAGUCCAUUUUGACGCGGAUUCAGCUGCUGCGAUAAUGAGGUGGAGGAUACAUUUCGGGAAACCACCCGUUUCGGCAAAGACUGUGGUUGGACCGUUGAGUUUUGAAGAUGUGGUUAAUCGGUUGGAACUUGAUGAAACUACGGUGUCUAUCUUGGAUAGCCUAGCUAAUGCCGCCAACGAUAAUAUACGACUACACGUCACACAGAACAUAGCAUUUAUCUUCGAUCCCAUUGUCCUCGAAACGACUAAUUCUCGGUACAUCGUCAACUGGAGCCCGCCCAAGGUCAACGACCGUAUGCUAGACUAUAUUUCAGAAACGAGCAAAUCGCGGCCAUUGUACACCUUCAUAUCAUCCUCGAAGAAGAAGGGAUGGUUCUACAUCGGGCUAUACGACUGGCGGGACGCGAGCGCGACGGUCUCAUCUGUCUGGCCUGCACUAUCACCCAAGGCCCAACGAGCUGUGGCAGCUUGUUGCAACACUGGUCCAUCAUCGCCUUCCGGCAUGGACUUCUCUCGCCUUCUCGAACGAGGGGAGUUGGCGCAGUGCGCUAUCGAGCUUACAGACGUGCUGGAAGGGCAGCAGGCUGAUUUGUCCGAGAAGAUGGCGGCGAUUCUGAGACGGUGAGGAGCAGCGCUGGUCGUUGUGCUAUUCCCAGUACAGAUGUUCUCCGAAGAUUCCUUCUGCUCCAUCUACGCACUCUUACAUUAUUCUUGGUUUCAAUGCUCCCCAAUGGCAGUCUUGUGAUUGCUUUUCACCCCUG